CUAAAGGAGAUAGCUAGAUCUUAUAUAUGGAAGAAAAAACUAAAGAAGUGGUGUAUCAAAAUCUGGUGUGUAUAUAUAAACAUGUUUUAUAAUACAUUUUUGUACAAUCUCUCAUCUUCUUCGUGCACUCCACAUUUGUUUUUCUCUCUUCCUUGAUCUUGUUUGGUCAACGAUACAAGAUGGACCUCGAAAAAGAAGCUUUUGUUGAUAAAGAAGAACUCAGAGAAGAAGUUCCAAAAAAAGGGGAACCAGCAGCAACACUAAUUUUCUGUUGUUUUUCCCAAUUGUUGGUAGUAUGGGUAACGUUGUGCGCCGUGAAGUUUUCGUGUUCCUAUUUCCUAUCGAAAUCUAUAACAACUAAUCAUGUGCCGUAUAGUACAAUAGCUUUUAUGAAUUUUACGGUGUUUGAUAUAAAUACUCAUCUUAGUGCAAAAUGGAACUUAUCCAUUAGAGUUCCCGAAAACCUUCCUGGUUCCUAUAUAUGUCUACAAGGAGACUUUCAAGCUUCUUUACUUUACAAGAAUAUUACCAUUGCUACUUCACCCCCAAGAAGUUACAACAAUCUUCUGUUUCAUUGGCCUCAACUGCUCAAGGUUUCAGGGGAUGUCUCUGAAGAGGAUAUCAAUGGCGCGAUUGGAAAAAACAUUGUGAACGACAUUAAAGAGAGAAGCGAAGUGCGCUUGGGGUUGCGGUUGUUUCUUCCGGAUUGCAGAGAAAAUAAGGCAGGGACCAUGAAAUUUGCUUGUGAUGAGGUCAAAAUGAAAUUUGAGUCGAGUUAUGAACAGAAGAUUACAUCAACUGUGGUUGGCUAUCCUAAUUGCCUCUAUGAUGAUCACUAGUUUCUUGUUUAACUUUAUAUGAAGAUUGGACCUUCUUUAUGUGUAAUAUACUUUGGAUAACGCAUACCAUCAGAUAUAAAACAUCUCGUAGAGUUUACCAAACUGUGUUUGAUAUAGAUUUUGUGUGGAUUUCUCCCUUGACUAACA
Messenger RNA from Arabidopsis thaliana (thale cress), 986 nucleotides. RefSeq lists its product as hypothetical. The transcript is spliced from 2 exons. NCBI's taxonomy places the organism in Eukaryota, Viridiplantae, Streptophyta, Magnoliopsida, Brassicales, Brassicaceae. The coding region runs from base 180 to 839 and encodes 219 amino acids. The record is from RefSeq and is marked reviewed.